Molecule: messenger RNA, 486 nt
Organism: Terrapene triunguis (Three-toed box turtle)
Lineage: Eukaryota; Metazoa; Chordata; Testudines; Emydidae
Gene: CUNH22orf15
Product: chromosome unknown C22orf15 homolog
Source: RefSeq, a predicted model, not a curated record
AUGUUCGUUACAGUGAGAUAUGGAGCUGACUGCCAAGAGAUUGUGAACGUGCACUGCCGGGUCCUGAGCCUCACCGCGCAUCUGAAGAAGAAAUGCCAGUGCAGGCCAGAAGAUUGCAUUGAUCUUCUAGAUGAAUCAGGGACCCUGAUGAACCUGAGCGAAGUGGAAAGUCCUGCAUCUGACCUGGCCAGUAAAUACCUACAGGAGAGACAGUGCUACAUCCUCAUCAGAGUCAUUCGAGGAGAAGGCUCGGAAUCAAUCUACUACGAAUCUCUACUGGAAAACCUGGGAAAACACCACCCUGAGCUGGCAGAGCGGCUGCAGAAGUUAUCAGCACACCCUCAGCUGAAGGACAACACAAGGAGGAGUUCCAUGCAGAGAAAGUUUCGCCCACUUAAGGAACCACUCCUGGGCUCCCCAGCCAAAGUCAGAAGCACACAGCAGAGUAAGAAGGCUCUGCUCUCUCCAGCAGGCCCACCUAGGUAG